AUGUACGAGCGAGUGCGACCCGACCGCUAUGUCCCCGGCUCCCCCAUCUUCCGCGACACCAGCAGCCCAACGCCCCACGCCGCCCUCGCGGGGCCUAUAACAUCGCCGCCGGCCUCCGUCUCCGCCUCCGCUACAUCUUCCGCCACCAGCACCAGCACAACAGCCAGUAGCACAGCCAGCAGCACCGGAGCAGGAGGAGCAGACGGAUCCAGGAGUCGAGCAGGAGCCAGAGCCAUGACGGCAUCCCUAGCCCAUGCCUCACAGGGUAACCACAACAGCAGCACCAUCUCCGGUUCUGGCAAGUCCAAGCCACCAGCUGGAUACGCGAGCACUCGCUCGGCAGCAAUGAUGGCCUUGGCACUGGGCCAGCCGUCGGGCAAUGGAAGUAACAAGUCACCGCCCGCUCCCCGAGCAGCCUCACCCGCCCAGUCCCAGACCCAAGCCCAGAAUGUAUCCCAAUCGCAGUCCCAAUCGCCGCGUCCCGGCAGUAGAAGGGUUUCCAAUACCUCCUUGCCCUGCAAUGUACCCAAAUCGAAGUCUUCAACGCCGACGGCUAGCAGAGCGGCAGCCCAGCUGAAUGGCUCUUCGGGCAUCUUUUCCGGCGGCAGCAACUCCAGUGGCUCGGACAAUGAUGGAUUCAGUACGUCCGGCUCAUCAGCAGCCACGGCUCUCCGAAGGCUUUAUUUUAAGAGCGGACGGAGCAUCAAGAACAAGAUCAAUGCCUCGACAAGCUCGGCGUCUCCUCUAAAUGGACUGCCCCUGAAUCCGGUGUCCAGUGCAUACCACAGCUCCAUGCACAAUGUGACCACAGCGGGCGGAGUGCCCAAGCUGGUGGUGAUGGGCACCUCGUCCGCCUCUAUACCGGACACCAACAUCAACACGUCCACGGACUCGGCCUGCACGCUCAUCACGAAUGUGACCCACACGGACACGUCGGAGACGUGCGACUCCUUGGACCUGGGUGACAACUCGGGUCCCAGCGAGCCGCUGUUUAGUUCGCUGGAGGAGCCGCUGCUCACCGCCGUCCACAUCGAUUCGGAGCACGAGGGAGCUGCCAAUGGACGCGGCGCCACCGAGCUGGAACUAACGAGCUGCUCGAGGUACCCGCCCAGGCCCGAUAUAAAUCUGCAGGACAGCACCGAGAGCCAGGAGUCCUGCCUGUCCAUCCUUACCGGCGAACCCACUUCCACCACACCCCUGCUUUCCUCGCAGCGGCGCCAUCCAACUGGCAGCGGUCACUCGCCCGGCAGCCAGCGCGAGGAGAAGCGGGAGAGAAAGGAGCGAGAGCCCAGCACGGCUCCACCGCCCACCCGGGCCAGGGAGCACUUCACCUUUGAUCCCCCGCAGUCGCCGAAGUCGGCGCGCAGCAGCGAGAAGUCCGCCAGCCACUUUCCUUUCAAGAGCUAUGGUAAUGAGGCAGGAAGGACAGGAACAGGAACAGCAGCCGGAGUGGGUGGGGAGACAGCAGCUGGAGCCGGAGUCAGAGGAGGAGGAGUUGGACCCGGAGGUGGAGGGAGUGGCAGUGGCGCCGUGGCUGCCAGCGAAGGAGACGAGGAAGAUGACGAGCGUAGUGGCGACAGCCUGGGCAAUCGCAGCAAGAAGCUGCGUCCUCGGGAGAGGGAUCCCAAUCACAUUUCGCCCAGCGUGUCGCCGUCGCACAGUCGCCGGGCGAGUCCUAAGCGGGAGAAACGUCGGACCGCACCGUCAGCCGCCACGGGGGCCAUAGCCAAGGUCAGCUCGGCGCCGCCCACAAUGAAGGAGGCCAACUUCUUUGGUGGCUCCGGCGGGAAGCAGAAGCAGCGCCAGUCUCAGAACAUGCCGCAGCCCCAUCAGCUCUCCCCGUCCGCCCAGCAGCAGCGGAAGUACUCCUCCAGUUCAUCGAGUGGCAGCAGUGAACGCUGCCUCAGAGAGGCCACAGGACCUGGGACCAUGUUCCCCUUUGACCGGGAGGCACUGGACUACGAGCGCAUCCAGCGAGAGUGCUUUGCGCCCAGCUCCACCACGGCCAGUAAUAGCAGUGAUUCCGAGGCGGAGAACUGUUCCGUGUAUGAAAGGAAAUCCGGGGCGGACAUCUUCCAGCAGUACUCACGGCUGAGCCACCAGGAGCAACUACAACAGCACUAUCAGGAGCAGCGUGACUGGGACCGUGAGCGAGACCGUCCGCCGUCGCGCAAGAACUCAAAACGCAUCCGGCCGGACUCUGUAAUCCACACGACCAUACGGGAGAAUCAGCAGUAUGUGCCGCAGUCGGACGCCUUCUAUCCCCAGGCCAAGUCCUCCUCCUCGCCCAGCGAUCACUCCUACGCCGAGCUGAACAAGUUCGAGGACAUCGCCAGCAAGUUCGAGCAGAUCCCGCCCAAGCAUGGCUCUGGCUCUGGCUCGAGAUCCGGCUCCAUGCUGAAUCUGCACCAUAUGAUGCCCAGUCCGGGCAGCGAGUCCGCGGUUAGUCCCACGGACUCGACCCGCCGGCGUUCCUUUAAGAGCAAGCAGCGCCAGCAGAAGGAGGAGCACUUUUACAUCCAGACGGAGGAUCGUACCAGCCAGAGUGGCGGCGGACCCAUCAAUGUGACCGCCAAUCCCCUGGAGGCAGCUGCCGUCUGCAAACAACCACGCGCCACCAUCGUGGUCCAGCAAGUGAGUACUACAAAUAUAUAUAUGUUGUAUCUGUAA
Molecule: messenger RNA, 2670 nt
Organism: Drosophila kikkawai
Lineage: Eukaryota; Metazoa; Arthropoda; Insecta; Diptera; Drosophilidae
Product: platelet binding protein GspB-like
Source: RefSeq, a predicted model, not a curated record